Molecule: messenger RNA, 3567 nt
Organism: Brienomyrus brachyistius
Lineage: Eukaryota; Metazoa; Chordata; Actinopteri; Osteoglossiformes; Mormyridae
Gene: dcaf17
Product: ddb1 and cul4 associated factor 17
Exons: 14
Coding region: 558-2204 (548 amino acids)
Biological process (GO): protein ubiquitination
Cellular component (GO): Cul4-RING E3 ubiquitin ligase complex
Source: RefSeq, a predicted model, not a curated record
ACAACCGCGCGGCGAUAUUCUAAAAAGAAGAGAGACUGGAGAUGUGCAUGUAACGCGAGAAGCUUCGAGUUAUUUAUCGGUUUUGAUAUUUAGAUUUUUAUUUUUUUUAGAAAACAUAUAUCAACGUAAUUGUCAUACCAUGAUGCAUAUCGGACAUAUAGCCAGAAAGAAAAAUUGAAUGAGGUUUGCGGGCUGCAUCUAAAAGCGUUUUCCAGACUGACUCAAAAGUACCUCAGAGAAGCUGCUGAAACUAAGUGUAUCAUUAGUGAUUAGUUACCUUAUGAACGCUACAUGUUUUUGGAUUAUGCAGCAUAUUGCUCGUUGUAGACCAACGCAAAGCACUAGUUAGCAAGCUUCUUAGAUACGGCUCUCCGGCAGUCGUGCUUGCCUGUGUGUGUGUAUAUAUAUAUAUAUAUAUAAGGCGUACCAUAGUUAUACAGGGACCAAUACGAUUAAUUAAUGUAGGUGUGUAGUACGGGGCUCACGUACAUUAAUAGUAGUAAGCGGCUAAUUACUCACCGUAUUUGCGGUCUACUGAAGUUGAAGGCCAGUCCAACAUGGCCACACUUUCCACACGGUGCUCAAAAGACUCUACAACGCCCAUAUGUUUGAAUCUCGCGCGACCCCAGGUGUUGAGGAGCGCAAACGCCAGCGUGCACAUAUCAUUGAGGUCUAUAGGUGCCUUUUCCACUGAUGCUGGAAUGCUGCUUAGGAAAAAUAUGAAGUUGCUUCGGCAACUUAUUCUUAAGGACACAACAGAGUUUAAAAAAGUUUGGACAAGACAUUCAAAAUCCCCAAUUGCAUAUGAAAGUGGGAAGAUUUAUUUUGAAAAUUACCGGUGCUGCUUCAGUAGUAUUCCUCCAAAUCCACAAUUCCUGUACGAAUUACCCAAAGUAUCUAAGGCAGAGAAGAUUGAAGAUGCUCUGCUGUGCCAGUGUCCUCUUGAGAGAGUACUGCCACAAUCAUCAGACCAAAAGCCCUGCCUCUUGGCACUGACAGCAAAUAACUGGCUGUAUCGCUAUUCAACAAAGACAGGAGAACAGCUGCAGAAAGUUUAUCUCUCUCCACGCUAUAAGUUCAGGUACCUUGGUUGGGAUGUUCCCCAGGAAACAUUCUACAUUAAGUCUGUUCAGAAUAAACCAUCCGUCAUGGCAAGGCAGGCUGGUCUUGAUAACAACACCAUAAUAUACUUGGCUGUACUCAGUGUUUUUCCCCUGGAGGCGUUGGCUGUUCUGGAGAUCAACAAAAAAGCAUUUGGAGCCACCGUCGUGGAUGUGUUACUGUCUCAAGGUCUUUUGGUGGUUUCUCACAGCACUAAGGUUGUGAAGCUCUACAGUUUUGAGAACAUUGUUGAUAAGUAUAUGACAAAGAGGCUGAAACUUGGACAGCACUGUGAGUGGGGCAGUGUCACCGGAACCGUGGGCGAAUCACCUUUCGGCAUUCCAGUCAACCUCCACAUCAGUGAGCACCCUCCAGUACUGUUUGAACUGGCUUGCUUGGACAACAACAUACAGAUCGGCGGUCAUCCGUGGCAUGUCAUCUACACACCAAAGCACAAGAAGCACCGAGGAACCUACCACAUAUGCUCCCUCAAGGACGGCUCCCUGGCACAUAAUGGGAUACAGGACAUGCAGUGUUGUUCCCUGGAGUCUGACUGGAUCUACUUCCAUCCAGAUGAUUCUGGUAGAAUCAUCCAUGUGGGUCCCAGCAGAAUAAACGUGUUGAAGAUCCUAAAAGCUCAUGGAUACGUCUCACAAUAUGAGGUUGUUGAAGAAUUUUCCAUCACAGCCCAACGGAACAAUAGCGCUGUCACCCAACCCAGUGUGACCUUUUCAGGUCGAACUGUGAAGAGAAGGUUUCAAGAACUGGAUGAUGAUCCUGAGAAAGAGACCUUCAAGGUGGUGGAGUAUGAGGAUGAGCUGGACCUGUUGGCAGCCGUUGAGGUGAUCGUGAGGGAUGAGAUCGGAAAGGCUUAUGUUGGUUUAUAUGACAACCAGAACGGAACAUUAUGGAAGAAGAAUCAGUUGCUUGAAGCCUGGGAUGUGACUUACAGUCACGAGUUUUUCUUUGACCGAGACACAAUGGUUCACAUUGCACAGGAGAAGAGUAAUUUCUGCUGUCAUGUCUACAAAAUUACCCACAGACAAGAAGAUAUUGAAGAGCAGUUAGAGGAAUCACCAGUGAAACGACACACGUGUAUCUGAGCUGUGUCAUUACUCACACAAAACACUGAAAUGCUAUUUUAUACGUUAAAACUAAAAUGACAUGGUUAUACUUUAAAUAUGAAUUACAAGCAUGUAUUUUUUAUUAUAUCUAGAAAAUAUGCUAUUAUAAAGAUGUUUUUCAAUUUUUGCUGAUUUUGAUUGUAAAGAUAUGUGGAUUUUUUGAUGUGCUGUGGCAAUAAGCCUUGCUAGAUCAGUAUAGUUUUUAAAACCGCUGAAUAAAUGCAAGUCUUCCCUGCAGAGAUUGAUGGAGUAGGGUGUGAGUGUUUUCUGUCAUGUAUUCAUGUUUAUGUACACUAAAUUGUUUAUUUAAGGUAAGGCAACUUGUAGCUUGCAUGUACUUAGCGCCCACAGCAACACAUUAUGUAGAUUUACGUUUCACUUUAUAUGUAGACUACUUAUAACUAUAAACGAUUCACUAUUUAUUUUCUGUUUAGUUCUUAAAGCAUUGCGUAAACAUUGUUAAAAAACUCAGUCUACCGUAAAUGACAUUUCCAUAUUGUUAUAAACCUUUUUAUGGCAAAAACAUGAAGCUUUACCAUGUAUUUUCUGCUACGUAAACAACUGCUUGCACAGUUUCUAUUUGUUUUGAGAGUCGUUUUUAAAUAAUUUUUAACCUGAUCGUAGUAUGUCAAACUAUUACAAGUGCUUUACUUAUCUAUUCCUUCACAUUUUUCAGGCACAAAUUUGGUUUAUCGCAAGGGACUUAUAAGUGACCCAUCCCCCAGUGCAGCCCUCUUGAAUAUUAUCCUCUAGUUUCCUCUCCUUUCACUAGUCAGGAAGUGCCUUCUUUUCUUCCACUGAGUCUGUGUUGAACUUCUGCCUUGGAAUCAUCGCAUGAUGACAACCAGUGUAUGUUAGCUAUGUUCCCAGCUAGAUUUGAAGGUGAAAAUCUCGUUAGUUCCUGUUUGAAAUUUGUCACCAAAUGUGAACCCGAGUAAUGACACAAGGGUGAAAACAACUUUGCACCAGUCUGUUCACAAGGAAAAUUACUUUCAAACAUCAUACAGAAGUGAAUUUUUAGUGGCCCAAACCCUUUAAACUCCUUGACUUCUAUUUGGAAAUCAUCAGAUAAUGUUAACCUUAUAAUAAGUAAUAUUUUUGUUUUUAUGUAAUAUUUUGUGUUGAAUAUGGUUAGACCCUUGGAUUUUUGCUUGGAUAUGUAUGAUCAAGUAAUGAAAACCAAUACAAACAUAAAUACCUUUUAAUGGGUGAAAAUAGACAAGUCAAUAUUAUUUUUGGAUGUAAUUUUUCAUCAUGCUUAAGUGAAUUUCCAUUUGAUUACAGUAUUUUGUUCAUGCUGGCUUAUACCUGGAAGAGUUUAGGUUGGAGUAUUUAAGUCCUU